This is a messenger RNA of Malus domestica (apple), 1582 nucleotides long. RefSeq names its product mitogen-activated protein kinase kinase 9-like. Gene Ontology annotation, biological process: MAPK cascade; protein phosphorylation. Gene Ontology annotation, molecular function: MAP kinase kinase activity; ATP binding. The record is from RefSeq and is a predicted model, not a curated record. Lineage: Eukaryota; Viridiplantae; Streptophyta; Magnoliopsida; Rosales; Rosaceae.
CUUAAAAAUCCCCAAUUGGACACCACAUCCUCUCUAUCCUUCCACCUUCGUAGUUCGUACUACUACUCCCUCCACCCUCCUCCGCCGGCUGCAUGGCCCGCACGUGCUUUUCACUCCCCCUUACAUUAAAAAACGAAGCCCUUUAUAAAUGAAAGGGUUCUCCUUUCAUUUCAUUUCAUCUCAAUACAACUCUCCACUCCGCACUCCACCAACACAACCACCGCAAAUCCAAAUGGCUCUCAUCCGUGAACGCCGCCAGCUCAACCUUCGCCUCCCCCUGCCCGACCUCUCCGAGCGCCGCCCCUGUUUCUCUCUCCCCCUCCCUCCCACCGCCCCCACCACCGCCGUCACCACCAACACCUCCUCCUGUGCCGCUAUCUCCGCUGCUGACCUCGAGAGACUCGAAGUCCUCGGCCAUGGAAACGGCGGCACCGUCUACAAGGUCCGCCACAAGCGGACUUCAGCCAACUACGCUUACAAACUCGUCCAAGGUGACUCCGACCUCACUGUCCGCCGUCAGCUCUUCCGCGAGAUGGAAAUCCUCCGCCGCACAGACUCUCCCUACGUCGUCCACUGCCACGCAAUCUUCGAACAGCCCUCCGGUGACAUCGGGAUUCUCAUGGAGUACAUGGACUCCGGCACCCUCGAGACCUUGCUUAAAUCCAAUGGCACCUUCUCCGAGCUAAAACUUGCCUACGUGGCGCGGCAAGUUCUUAACGGCCUCAACUACCUCCACACCCACAAAAUCAUCCACCGCGACAUCAAACCAACAAAUCUUCUAGUAAACUGUCUCAUGGAAGUAAAAAUCGCCGACUUCGGAGUGAGCAAGAUCAUGUGCCGAACUUUGGACGCCUGCAACUCCUACGUCGGAACUUGCGCUUACAUGAGCCCGGAGAGAUUCGACCCGGAUACUUACGGCGGCAAUUACAACGGCUACGCCAGUGACAUAUGGAGUUUGGGGCUGACCCUGAUGGAGCUCUACAUGGGUCACUUCCCGUUCUUGCCUCCAGGUCAGAGACCAGACUGGGCCACCCUCAUGUGCGCCAUAUGUUUUGGAGAGCCACCCACCUUGCCGGAGGGGGUGUCCGAGGAGUUUCGGAGCUUCAUGGAGUGUUGCUUGCAGAAGGAGUCUGGCAAGAGGUGGUCCGCCGCUCAGCUUCUGACCCAUCCGUUCGUCUGUAAAGAUACCGUGAGGAUAUGAAGAAUCCGUCGUGGGGAAGUUUAGAAAUCUUGCAAGGGCUUACAAGGACGAGCUGGGUAAUUAACUUGGGUUAUUCUCUGCUAAUUGAUCAAGGCCACUUGCUCCUCUAUACUAAUAUGUUGUCGGUGGAUUUAAGGUGGAACUUCAACUUUUUUUAAGAUUCAGAAUUCGUUUCCUGCUCGUCAAACCUAAUUAUUUGUCGGUCGCCGGGUUUGGCAUGAAUUUUCCGGACACUGGUUACUGUAGGAAUUUUAUGAUCUUUUGUAUAUACUGGCCGGAUUCGGAUUCUUUCUUUGUGGAUUAUGGUGUUAAUUAAUCUUAUCUGUUAAUUAAAUUAUGAUUAAGAGAAUCAUAUGAAUAUUAAAUUUCCCUUUGAUUCUA